Meyerozyma guilliermondii ATCC 6260 is the source of this 783-nucleotide messenger RNA. Its product is annotated as ribonuclease H family protein. Bases 1 to 783 code for a protein of 260 amino acids. Gene Ontology annotation, molecular function: nucleic acid binding; RNA-DNA hybrid ribonuclease activity; magnesium ion binding. The transcript has a single exon. NCBI's taxonomy places the organism in Eukaryota, Fungi, Ascomycota, Pichiomycetes, Serinales, Debaryomycetaceae. The record is from RefSeq and is a predicted model, not a curated record. Gene Ontology annotation, biological process: DNA replication, removal of RNA primer.
AUGCCCUAUUACGCCAUUGCUAACGGCAGAAAAACCGGGGUUGUACAAACUUGGAAAGAAUGUGAGUCCCAAGUUGCAGGUUACAAAAAUGCAAGGUACAAAAAGUUCAAAACUGAGGCAGAAGCAGCAGCAUUCGUUCUGGAUUAUGGGUCUUCAGCCAAGCAGCCAGCUUCUGUAGACUACAGUCACCGUCAAAAACCAGCUGUUAAUAACAAUUCUCGAAUCACAAAGCCCAAGACUACUCCUCGUCAUGUUGAUCCAACAACCAACUCAUCCAACGUCCAACAUAUCUACGUGGAUGGAGCUGCUCGAGGAAACGGAAAGGUACGGAGCCCCAAAUCAGGAUACGGUGUAUUUUAUGGAGAAGGAGAUGAGCGAAAUGCGGCUGUACCAUUAUCUAAAGUUGACUCUGAUCGAACCGGAACUAACCAAAGAGCAGAGUUGCACGCAUUAAACCACGCUCUUGACGAUAUAUCCAAAGAAUUGAACCAAGGAAAUACACCGAAGGAGUACAUCAUCCAUUCAGACUCGCAGUACACCAUUAAGGCAGUUGGUGAAUGGGCUAAGAAAUGGAAAACCAAUGGCUGGCGUACGGCUUCUGGGACUCCCGUGAGUAAUAAAGACCUUAUCGAAAAGGCAGUUGAUAAGGUUGCUACUAUCAACAAGGCAUAUGUGGCCAGAAAAAUGGCCCCAAUAAUAAUAGCCUAUGUCCCUGGACAUGCUGGCAACUACGGAAACGAAAUGGCAGACCAGUUAGCUAACAAAGGAGCUGACUUGGACUGA